AUGACAAUUGGGAGGGGAGUCACUGACCUAAAAGAUGUUCUCUGGAGCGGUUCGUUGACAUUCAAGCACGCGCUUUCAACUUCAGCUGCAAAUGUUGAUGAGAAUGCAUCUGUUAAAAAGUAUGCGAGCUACACUGUGUUCAAGGGAAAGGCUGCACUUUCUAUAAGUCCUAUCCUUCCUUUAUUCACCAAAGUUGAAUCUGGAGGAUCUCGAGUGGACAGGAAUGGGUCAGUAAUGUUGACCUUUUUCCCGGCAGUUGGACAAAGGAAGUACGACUAUACAAAGAAACAGCUCUUUGCUCUGUCACCUACUGAAGUUGGGAGCUUGAUAAGUCUUGGGCCUGCUGAAUCAUGUGAAUUUUUCCAUGAUCCUUCCAUGAAAUCAAGCACACUGUACAGAGCUAUUAUAUUUUCUUUGUCCACUACUAUCUCUAAGACCAACGAACGCCUUUCAGUCCCUGUAACAAAAGCUGAAUUUGCAGUUAUGCGCACGGCAUUGAGUUUUGCAUUGCCGCAUAUCAUGGGUUGGGACCAGGCCCUAUCGACUCACCCUCAAAGCACCUCGACCUCAGCUAGCAAGCCUAGGUUCGAGCGGCCAAAUCCAGCUUCGGAGUGGGACAGGGAACUCUCAGAUUUUAUGGUACCCAAGGAGAUUGAAGUUAGGAUGAAAAGCACCAUGAAACCUCUUGUGUCUGUUCAGUGCACGUGUAGAUUCAUGGCGAAUGUCUAUUCUAGAUUAAGCUAUAACUUGCGUUUGAUGUCCUCAGUGGCUGUUCAAUCCUGUGGACUGUGCAAAGAACCACAAAGAACCAGGACAGGCUACACACAAAGAAUUGGUUACAAUCCAGCGGAGACCAACCCAUGCAGUGUAAUGAUCCCAGACACGACGUUUUUGUCAUCGACGACAGGCAGGAACUGCACAGGUGAAGGGGGCGACUCCAUCUUCUCCAUGGCUUCAACGGCCAUUGCAUCCGCAGUGAUUGUCCUUGGGUUCCUGAAAGAGGUCAAGCAGGCCUGUUAG
Molecule: messenger RNA, 1020 nt
Organism: Triticum turgidum subsp. durum (durum wheat)
Lineage: Eukaryota; Viridiplantae; Streptophyta; Magnoliopsida; Poales; Poaceae
Source: the annotation of a GenBank genome assembly